This is a messenger RNA of Xenopus tropicalis (tropical clawed frog), 4574 nucleotides long. It is a transcript of the gene col20a1, whose product is annotated as collagen, type XX, alpha 1. Bases 86 to 4171 code for a protein of 1361 amino acids. The transcript has 38 exons. Gene Ontology annotation, cellular component: FACIT collagen trimer. The record is from RefSeq and is a predicted model, not a curated record. Lineage: Eukaryota; Metazoa; Chordata; Amphibia; Anura; Pipidae.
CUGGGAUGACUCCUUUGCUGUAUGACAGAAGGCAGAAUUUGAGAGCAGUAAAACCGCAGAGCUGACAAUCACUGGCCGAUCAGCAAUGAAGAAUGGAGCUGCCCUACUGCUUGUCAUCACCAUGGCAAUGGCCCGGAUCAGGUGGAGCAGUCAGACUCAAGGCCCCCCGCGGUUGCGCCUGGCCGUACUCUCGGAGGACCGACUGCAGAUGAAGUGGAAGGAGGCCGAGGGGCUCAGCAGUGGGUACAAAGUGCUGGUAAAACCGGUGACUGGGGACCCCGAACAAGAGGUGAUGCUGAAAACCAAAACCCCUAAAGUGACGGUGGGGGGCCUGGCCCCCGAGAAGGAAUAUAUCCUACAGAUCCAUGUGAUCCAGGGGGGGCAGGAUGUGCUGCUGGCCAAGAGGCGCUUCAUUAUAGAAGAUUUAAAGGCGCAGGGAAGGGGCAGCAAGAAGCCGGAUGAGGAGGGGCCUGUUGUGCCCCGCCCCAAUGAGACUGUGAACUCCCCCACCCUGGAGGCGGGCCUUGGAGCUUCAGACAGGGAAGCGGAGCAGGUUUUGCCCCCGGCCAAAGGCUCCCAGAGCCCAGAGUGGAAGAAGCUGAGCCCAGCGAAUUCAACCCUCCCCCCCAGAACAGCCCAGCGGAACCAGUCCCAGGCCGACAGGGAACUGCUGGAGACCCCCGGCCCCCCCAAGAAAGGCUGGGGGCCCCAGUACCUCUGUGACACGGUGUUGGAGUGGGACAUUGUGCUCCUUAUCGACAGUUCCUGGAGUGUGGGCAGAACCAACUUCAGGCUGGUCAAGAACUUCCUUGGGGGAAUACUCAGCCCUCUGCCAAUCUCCCGGGACAAGAUCCGGAUAGGUGCCUCCCAGUACAGCGGGGAACCCCAUACUGAAUGGGACCUGAACGCCUACGGUUCUAAGGCCGAGGUGCUGGAGGCAGUGAAAAGACUGAAAUACAGAGGAGGAAACACUUUCACUGGGUUGGCUCUCACCCACGUGUUGGAGGAGAAUCUGAGGGCGGCGGCCGGUGCCAGGGAACACGCGGGCAAAGUGCUGGUUCUGCUGACGGACGGGAAGUCCCAGGACGAUGCCAUCUCGGUGGCGCAGAUGUUGAAAGAGGCCGGAAUCUAUAUAUUCACUAUUGGGGUCAAAAAUGCCGAUGAGGUGGAGCUGAGGGAAAUGGCGUCGGGGCCCCCGGAUCUGACUGUUCACAUUGUGGCCGAUUUCCCCCUUCUCAGCCCCCUGGUGGGGCAAGUGGCCCGGGCUCUCUGUGUGAGGCUGAAGGUGAAGAGGAGGGAAGAGGAGUUGGGGGCCCAUAGUGUGGCCCUACAGGAUCUCGCUGACCCCCACCCCAGCCCCACUCACCUGGUGGUCUCGGAAGUGACAGCCAAGUCUAUGCGUCUCUCCUGGACGCCUCCGCAUCACCAAGUUCGCAAAUAUCGGAUUGUGUAUUACCCAUCGCGGGGAGGGACCCCCCAGGAGGUGGUAUUAGAUGGCGCUGCCUCCACUUCUGUCCUUAGCAACCUGACCUCACGCACAGACUACCUGGUGUCCGUAUUCCCCAUCUAUGGCAGCGGCGUUGGCUCUGGGCUGCGGGGCAUCACUUCCACACUGCCUCUGCCUGCCCCACGCUCCCUGGAGGCGGAGCAAGUGACGGACACCACCAUUGGGCUGCGCUGGCACGCCUCCGAGGAAGCUGCUCAGUACCUGGUUCUCUGCGCUGCUCAGUCCGACCCAGUAGAGAAGGCCAGUGAGGUGAAGGUGGCAGGCACCGAGGUUCUGCUGAGCGGACUGGCACCCAGCACCCACUAUAGUCUGACAGUCUAUGCAGUGUCCGGGGAUGAAAUGAGCGACCCGUCCUUCCUACAGCAAAUCACAGAGCCCCCCGUCCCCCCCCGGGACCUGCGCUUCUCCGAAGUCGCUCACAGCAGUGUCGCCGUGCACUGGCAGUCGCCCUCGUCUGACGGGAAACCCCACCGCGUCUCCUACUCACCUGCCCCGGGCAGCUCAGGGCGCCAAGAGGAGGAGGUUCCUGGGGGCUCCUCGUCGGUGACCCUGAAGUCGCUGCUCUCCCAGACGUUCUACUCGGUGACUGUGACCGGCUGGCACGGAGGGGCAGUUACUGGGAAUGUGACCACGUUGAAGGUUCCGCCCCCAACUGGGCUGAGUGUGACCCACCUCUCCGGGGACAGAGCCAAAGCAACAUGGGAUCAAGGGGAACCCGACGUCACCUCUUAUUUGAUCAAGUGGAUGCCCCUGAGCGGGGGCAAACUGAGCCAGGUGUCGGUGCCCGGGGGGCAGAAAAUGGCUUUAUUGUCCGGGAUGGAGUACAACACGGAGUAUCAGGUCUCGAUCUCAGCUCUGUAUGUGGAUGGGGCCCUCAGCGACGCCUCUUCUGGGAGGUACCGCACAGAGGUUCUUCCUGGGAAACUUCCAGCAGAACACGGGGCUUUAUUCCCAGUGAUGCCGGACGGGACCUGCCCCCGGGCAAACAUGGAGGAUGGCGCUGACGCUCUAUUGGGGUACAACAUGAUGGCAGCGUUCAGCCUGGACGAGAAACGUUACGCGUCGGUGAGCGGAGUUUCCAUCGGGGCCUUUGUAUUGGGCGGAGCCAGGAUUUAUACCCUGUCUGAGUCUGCAGAGCUGACCAUCUGGACCAGAGACUUCCACCCCGGCGGGAUCCCCCCGGAACACACCCUCAGCUUCCUGCUCCGAUUGCCCCCCUACUCGGCCCGGGAGCCCUUCUCUAUUUGGCAGAUCACGGAUGAAGAUUUCCAGCCAGUCCUGGGAGUUAUUCUAAACCCAACCGAGAAAUCUCUCACCUACUUCAACCCCGGCCCCGAGGGCUCCGUCCAGCAGGUCACUUUCCUACAGCACGAGGUCCAGCGGAUAUUCUAUGGGAAUUUCCAUAAGGUACAGGUGGCGGUUGGCAGGGGGGCCGUCCGGCUGUACAUUGAUUGCCAGAAGGUGGCAGAGAAGAGCAUUAGGGGAAUGGGCCACGUGACCACCAGAGGGUUUGAGAUGUUGGGGAAACUGACAAGGACUCGGGGGCUGAGGAGCGGCUCAGCAGCAAUCCAACUCCAGUCCUUCUGGAUCAUCUGUGGUGAUGACUGGCCAGAAAGAGACACCUGCUGCGAUGUCCUAGGGAAGAGAGACGAAAGCACCUGCCCUGCCCCCCCUGCCUCCUGUACGUGCAGUUCAGCGGAAGCUGGCCCCCCAGGCCUUCCGGGACCCCCAGGACCCGCAGGACUGAGAGGCGCUAAAGGGGAACAGGGACAUCCUGGACCAAAGGGUGAACCGGGGAAUCGUGGCCCCUGGGGACUUGAUGGUCCUGGAGGGCAUUUGGGCUCCCCUGGCCUGCAAGGGACGUCUGCUACUGGCCCAAUGGGCCCCCCAGGAAUAAAAGGAGAAAAAGGGGACACAGGAAGUCCUGGGCUGCAGGGACUGCCUGGUGCCGAGGGAAUGUUGGGGAGAGAUGGAAUUAUGGGACCCAAGGGCAUUCGGGGAGUGGAGGGGACGACGGGGCUCCCUGGGCCUCCUGGGCCAAGGGGACUGCCAGGCGUCUCAGGGAUCAAAGGCACCCCAGGGGAUAAAGGCCCAGUGGGAGCAGUUGGACCAACAGGUCUUCCAGGACCUCGAGGAGAGAAAGGGGAGAAGGGGGAGCCCCAGUCUGCGGCCACAAUCUACCACUUAGUCAAUCAGGUGUGUGAAAGACUCAUUCAAGCGCACAUGAUGAAACUGGACACCGUCGUUGGGGAACCUGAGAGGCAACCAGUCCCUGUGUGGGACGAGCAUCUAAGGAGAGGAGAACCUGGGCCUCCUGGUUUACCUGGGCCUCCUGGAGAAAGAGGGGAACUGGGGGUGAUUGGGGAAUCAGGACAGCCGGCUGGAAACGGAUACCCCGGGGAGCGAGGAGAACAAGGCCCUAAAGGAGGGAAAGGAGAUACAUUAUCAGGUAGAGACGGCCCUCAGGGGGCCCCAGGUGCUUCAGCUCCCCCAGGGACCGAGGUGUUUGGGAAACCUGGCCCCAUUGGCUCCCCUGGAAUACAAGGGCCCUCGGGAGCCCCUGGAAGCAAUGGACAACAAGGACCACCCGGGCUGCCUGGAAUCUGUGACUCCGCCCCAUGUAAUGUGGCAGAUACGGGGGGUUCCGUGGAUCUCAUCCCCUGAGACGUAGUCGGACUCAUCGCAUCAGAUGGAACGAGGGGGCGCGGUGCCCGUAGCUAAUGUGGGGGCGCGGGGCGGUGUAGCCCUAAUAUUGUGCCCCAGUUACAGCCAGGCACAGGUACCAUUGGGCAGACCCAGUUAGGGAGGCGCCUGGCAUGGGCAUUUAGGAACCUGGGCAACUUGGGGCCCCGGGGCGUCAGUCUGCCCGCUGCCCGCACUGGGAUUCUAUGCAGCCCUGUGCCAUAUUUAUCUGUAGAUCGUAAGCUUUUGUGAGCAAAGCCUUUGUAUUGUAAUCCUGUCCAUCCCUUUGUAUCCUGCUUCAUUAAUAAUGACCAACUGCAAUAAUGUGUCUGCAUUUAUAAUGGGAACGGCUGAUACUGAUCUCAACAUGGAUUAUUCCAAAAUA